Temnothorax curvispinosus is the source of this 3838-nucleotide messenger RNA. RefSeq lists its product as uncharacterized. Bases 139 to 2697 code for a protein of 852 amino acids. Gene Ontology annotation, cellular component: meiotic nuclear membrane microtubule tethering complex; nuclear envelope. The transcript has 13 exons. Gene Ontology annotation, molecular function: protein-membrane adaptor activity. The record is from RefSeq and is a predicted model, not a curated record. Lineage: Eukaryota; Metazoa; Arthropoda; Insecta; Hymenoptera; Formicidae. Gene Ontology annotation, biological process: nuclear envelope organization.
CCGCGGUCGGUCUUCGCGCGUCGCGCGUGUUGCGCAACGCGAGCUACGUCUCGCCCGCGUCGUCGUCGUUGUCGUCUGGUCGCGUGUCCCGUUAGCGUCGCCGCGCGCGCGGAAACGGUGAGUUUUCUAUAAAUAGCGAUGUCACGCACGACUCUUGACGCCGAGGCGGACCAGUCCCCGACGUCGAUGGGAGAUAGGAGGAUGGAGAGCGAGCAGCAUCACUACGAGCUUCGCAGCAGGAGCAGGUCGCGCUCCCACACGCCUAUGGUCCCGAGCCGUUCCCUGCUGGAGCCAGAGGUGACGGAACGUCAUUAUGAUCUCAGAAGCUGGAGCCGGGAAAGAUCUCACACGCCGGGAGAGGUGACCAGUAGCAGGCGGUCUGGCUCUAGAUCGUUACCUGGCAACGUGAAGACGCAUGAAAAGAGUAUGAUGGAUACCAUAGAUGAGAGCAAGGAGGGAUCUGUCACGGGAAGUCUGACGGAUAACCAAAGCACGAAGUCCGAGGGUUCCGUCGUCGUCACGAAAAAAGCGGAACGCCGGUCGGAACGCCAGCGGGCCAAAAGGCAAAUAUUUGUCAAUGGCCAGAGCGAAAGUAAGGAAGACGCGUCUGACCAGAAAGCCGAGCGAAGACGCAAGAGCGUUACGCCACGCAGAGUACUUACCAGCGACUACUCGUCCGAGGAGGGAGAGAGGGAAGAUCCCCCGAGCAGACCGGGAUCCGCUUAUGAGAUCUACAAGCAGGCCGGAGAGUGGUGGAACGUUUUUCCGAAGACAGACUAUACGUAUUCGCCGGCGUCGCAGUGUCGUUACGAGAUUGCCCCAGGUAUAUUGGCCAUGCCCAAUAUGUCGAGGCGGUCUAUACACACGAACGACAAUGGAAGUACCGUACCUCAAACCAGUCGUCAGAAUUUAAGUCAGGCUUCGCGAGGAACGACGGAAAGCGGGAUCAGCGACACGGAUACGGUCGAUUUGAAAGAGACCGCUUCUCUAAUUCGUUCGUCCACGGAUAAUUACGACGUGUCACGCGCAUGUAUGUCGAAUUCUUCAAGAGCGACUCUGUACAAAAAGACACACUUAGAACAGUACACAAGUAAAAAGGUGGUUUAUUCGGAGCCUGAAUAUUCAAGUUUUCGGUCAAGAUACUUAUCGUGGGCGACUCCAACUGGGAAAUAUAAUGUAUCUCAGGCUGAUUCUGAUACUGAAUUGGACGAGACUUUUGUAAAUAUAUCGGUCAGAACUAAUCAAAAUUGGAGGAUCGUGCAGUGGUUCACAUAUUUUACAACCUUCAUUGUCGCUUGGUUCAGGAAAACUGUCGAAUUUUUCCAGUUUAGAACGGAUAGGGAAAGGCAGUAUUACGGCGCACAAGCUUAUCGAUUAUCUCACGAAUCCAAAUGGAGCAAAUUGUGGCAAACUUUGGACCGUUAUACGCACAAUGUGUACUUUUUCUUCGUCAGAAUUCUCGUAUUCGACGCUUGGCUGUUGAGUCGGUUCACUGGCGUUAGGAAGUGGCUGCAAGAGAAAGGCCCGAGGAUUUUUUGGAUCGCGCUUCUACCGUUACUUCUUCUGUUUGGUGGUUGGUGCAUAGCACAAUAUUUGUUGCCUCUUCUUGAUGGUAAAACUGUGUCCGAGACCGCGACAGAAAAAUUAUUACCUAAUGUGCAAUGGCAGGAUCGUAAAAUUAAUGAAGAAAUGUUGGCUAAUAAUGAGAUAAUUAAAGAAGACUUAGCUGACAAGGCUGAUUUGGUCAACAGGAUAGAAAUGCUCGAGAAUAGACAGACGCAUCAAAUGGACAAGAUUACUGAUGUGGAAGAUAAACUGGAUGUCAAUGAAGUGACAUUGAAAAAUAUGGUAUAUGGCGAACUUAAAAUCAUCAAGUAUGAAUUUGAGGAACUACGCAAGCUGUACUCGGAAUUAAAAUCUUGUUGCUACGCCAAUGCGGAAUCCAUCGCGAAUCAGAAUAUAGAUAAACAUGUGGAAAGAAUUUUAUUCAGCUAUUUUCCUCCUGGAACUUCGAAAGAAGAUCUCGUGAAAAACCUACAGAAUUUAUUUGCAUCUCAUAAUAGAGAAGAUCAAAAGAGCUCUAAUGAUGAUGCUGACAAUGUUCAUGUCUCGGAAGAGCACAUACGUAAGAUAGUGAAGGAAGUACUGCGAAUUUAUGACGCGGAUAAGACGGGUCAAGUAGAUUAUGCUUUGGAAACAGCAGGUGGUCAGAUUAUUAGCACGCGAUGCACUCAGCGAUAUGACAUAAAGACGAGAGCCUACAGUUUGUUCGGUUUCGCGCUGUAUUACGAAAGCAAUAAUCCGCGGACUGUAAUACAGGGAAAUCCGAUACAACCUGGCGUUUGCUGGGCCUUCCAAGAUUUUCCCGGAUACCUCUUGAUACAAUUGCGAAGUGUCAUUUAUGUAACUGGUUUCACUCUGGAGCACGUCUCCAGAUUGAUUUUGCCGAAUGAGAACAUGUCGAGCGCGCCCAGAAAAUUCAAUGUCUGGGGAUUGUUGCAUGAGAACGAUGUCGAGCCUGUGAUGUUUGGGGAAUACGAAUUCACGUAUUCCGACGAAAGCUUGCAAUAUUUUUCAGUCCAGAAUACAGAGAUCGAUAGGCCAUACGAAUAUAUAGAAUUGAGGAUACACAGCAAUCACGGGCAGCUAGAUUACACGUGCUUAUACAGAUUCCGCGUUCACGGAAGACCAGCUUAGGAAUUGAUAUCGCGCCAAGGUUCCUCUUCACAAAACAUUCGCAAGAUCGUUCAAGCAGUAGCAAGAACGAGCCGUAACUCUUCUCCAAUACGUGCCUUUGACUACCGUUAACGAUUAACAAUUGGCGCGACUUGCCACAGCACUUGUAACUAUAAUUGUGAAUAGAUCGAUUAUUUAACGCUUUUGUAAUAGAUUUUCAACGAUCAAGACAUUUCAUACACCCGCCGAUAUUUAAUACGCACGAGGCGGAAACCGUUUCCGUCAUCAUAUAAACGCGUCGAACACUGUAUAUACAUUCAACAACGUCAAUAAUUUAUACUGAUGAAAAAAAUUGCACGAUUGGGUCAAGCAGGAUAACAAUUACUCAACGAGUAUCAGCUCGAUCUACAAUUAUUGCCUAUAUAUAAUAUCUUCACUACAUGGCCUUGCUAUAGCAGUUACCCAAGUAAACCACCCUAAAAGAAUGAAAGAAUUUCGUACAUAUCUCUUGUUCGACAAACGCGAGAGAUCGAUCGGGAGUAAAUAAAUGGACAAGAACGGUUUCGUAAUUUCGUAGGGAAUCUCGGGGGUAAGAAAAAGAGGAAGAGAGAGAGAAUUUGUCUGUAUUAUGCAUAAUACAGACUCUCAUAAUACAGACGAACUCUCUCCUCUCUUUCUCUCUCUGUAAAUACCGAUUUGGCAGCGUCACGUGCAAGACUGACACUUCAAAAGUUACCCCAAAGCUGAGUGUGAGUCAUAAUAUUCAUAAUAAUGCGACAGUACAAACUAUAAGGGAUCGUAACGAUCAAUUUAAUUAGCUAAGUACCAUUAAUUACUAAUUUUUAAGUGUGCAACACCGCGAGUGAUUAUCGACCGCCUUUGUAAGGAUCUAAACGAUUAAAACUGCGGCAGGAACACGCCUCGAUUGUAUACACAUAUAUUUAUAAGAUAUUUAAGUAAGUUCUCAUUUCUUUUUUCUCUUUCUUUUUUUUUUUAUUUUACGAUCGUGAUGCGCACGUAAUGUUCAGCGUCGUUGGUGGCGGGUCGACCCUCGCCACGUCGAAAAUGCGAUUACCAUCGCGUUUGUUUUUAUCAUCUUUCCGUACGCGCUAGCCGCAUGUUUAUAAAUAAAAUAUGCAAAUAAAAAUUGCGUUUCACUCAA